CGAUACGGCGGCGAAGCGAGCGAGAGUCGGGAAGCGUGCCGAGUGCACCGCAUAACGCGAGUAGACGAGCGAGAGCGAGUAGCGUUUCGUAGCUAGAGUGGUGCGUUGGUGGAAGCCGCAGCAUCCCGCGCGAUACAGUACGGUUCGGUACGACGCGACGCGACGCGACGCGAGACGAGGCGACGUGACGUGACGUGACGUGACGUGACCGCGAGACACCGUCGCUGCCGUUGCCGCCGUUGCCGCCGCCACGCCACGACGCGUGCAACCAACCGGCGAAGCAACCGGAGCGCGAUAUCACCCUUUGUUCUCCGCGGGGAGGAUUAGUGUCUGCCGUUUACGCGAUAUUUUCCCCGUUGACGCGAGUGAGUGAAACAGGACAAUAAAUAUGUCAGACGACAAUUCGCCUGUGGUAGAGGAGCAAAAAAAGAAGAGGGGUAGGCCUGCCAAAGCGGACAAGAACGCAGUUAAAGAGCCCAAAAAGAGGGGUAGGCCCGCAGCAGAAAAAAAUAACGCGGUACGUCCAGCGAAAUCUGAUAAUGAGGACGAUGCGCCACCUGGACCUGUUAAAAAAGGAAGGGGUCGACCUAAGGGCUCCCACAAGAAGAAGCAAGGACCACCAAAAGGCACAACUACUUCGCCACGUGGUCGCGGAAGACCGAAAAAAACAGAAGAAAAACCCGAGAUUACUGGCGAGGAUGAAGAUGAACAAGAAGAGGAAGAAGAAGAAGAGGAAAAUUGAAGAAGCAUCUUCGGAUGCAAUAGGGGAGGAUGAAACUAACACAGCUGACCUAUCCUUCGAAGAUCUUUAAACAAAGUCGUUUUAAUUAAAGUUAAGUUCUUUUAAACUCUAAUUUCUUGUUCUAACUCGGGAAUUUUUGAGCAAAUCGAGUGGUAGGCACUGUUCUAUAACCAAUUAUUGGAAUUUUCUCUAAGAAAUUCUAUAAAAUAUGGUGUACAUUGCCACACGCUAACAAAUUCAAAGAGAAACGUAGGAUACAAAAGUUGUGUUACGCGAAUUUAUUAAGUUCUUUUUAUAUUUACUUGACAUUACUACUAUUAAUAAAUAAUGAAAUCAUACUUUUAAGUGCUAAGACUACGUACGUGUAACUUUUUUCAACAGUAAAGGACUGGAUUAAAAUACAGA
This is a messenger RNA of Camponotus floridanus (Florida carpenter ant), 1147 nucleotides long. It is a transcript of the gene D1, whose product is annotated as high mobility group protein HMGI-C. Lineage: Eukaryota; Metazoa; Arthropoda; Insecta; Hymenoptera; Formicidae. The record is from RefSeq and is a predicted model, not a curated record. The coding region runs from base 389 to 742 and encodes 117 amino acids. The transcript is spliced from 3 exons. Gene Ontology annotation, molecular function: DNA binding.